AUGAGGUCCAGAUACCAAAGACUGCUGCCGGGGACGGCCAAGUCCGGCAACGCGGGCGGACGGACGCGAAAUACAAACGGGAGUGCAUCAACGCUGCCCACCUGUUUCGUAAACCCCAUUGCCUGCGAAAGGUGCCGUCGGAAAAAGGCAAAGUGCGAUGGCGAAAGACCAGCCUGCAACCGCUGCGUGCGAAACGGCACAAGCUGCCAGUACGACGCGGAUGUUGGCGAAUCCCGUGCCGCGGCGCUCAAGAAGAAAUACAGUGCGUUGGAGAAGGAAGCCGGGCAGCUGAGGAAGGGCGUUCACCAGCUGCAACGCCUCUACGGAUACAUCUGCGCGUCGUCCGAGGACGAGGCAUACAAGGUGUUCCAACACAUUCGGGCCGGUGACAACCACAAUCCCAUCGACGCGCUGCGACUGUUCGACCGAAAUGACGUCCUCGCCCUGGAGUGCACCGAGUCCCCCGCCUCAACCGAUAUGUCUGAUGACACGCGUGUUGAGUCGGCGAGCAAUGCCCUCUUUGAGGUCCGCGCUCUGCCGUGGUCCGUCGUCGCAAGUGACGAAGUCGUAUCGGAGCUCAUCUCGCAGUACUUCAUGUUCGACUAUUUAUAUGUUUUCCCCCCAAUACCACGUGUCACAUUUGUCGACGAGAUGAAACUGGGAGACGUGGCCGCUGCCACAUCCUGCUCGCCACUGCUGGUCAACGCCAUCUGUGCGCAACAGUGUUUCCUCUCCCCUAGGCAGCAUCUAGAUACCACGGUACGUGAGGUUCUGGCAGAAAGAUUCUUGCACGAGGCAAAUAGGUUACUCCAGAGCGAGGGAGGUCGACUGUCCCUCCCAGACGCCCAAGCCAUCUGUCUGAUAUAUGCUGCCGUGGCCGCAAGAGAUCAAGUCAGGUCUGGCGUUAUUUCCCAUGCGGAUGAGGCGUGA
Messenger RNA from Metarhizium brunneum ARSEF 3297, 930 nucleotides. The record is from RefSeq and is a predicted model, not a curated record. NCBI's taxonomy places the organism in Eukaryota, Fungi, Ascomycota, Sordariomycetes, Hypocreales, Clavicipitaceae.